AUGAAUGAGGAGUACGUGGAAGCGGCGAGAAUUCUCGCCAAUGCCUCGGAGCGGGCUGUCCUCGGCCUUCUUGGUUCGGACGAUGCCAGAAACGUUCAACGUGCAAGCAUGGCAAUGGAUCGGCGACUUCAUAAACUGCAACGCCUUUGCGAUGGUUGGCAUGAGGCAUCAGCGGCAUUUUCAUCGGCUGAGAAGCUACACACGACACGAAGAAGUGACAUAAGAACAGAUGCAGUCGCGGCAGAUCCAUAUGGCAAGACUGCGGUGGAGAGAAGAGGAGGAGAGGCGUCUGAAAGAAGGAUGGAAAGACCGCCGGCCUUGGUGGUAUGCACUCACCGUGGUGGGGGAACGCAACAGCAGAAGCAACCGCAGUUGACCCAAGAGGAGAAGCCGGGACAGUGGCUCACGCAACUCCUUGAUCGGUAUUCGGACGAACUGAGACAACCCGCCACACUUGCGCGUUCAUUGGAGCCGCAUAAUAACGGUAGUAUGAGGGCAUUUCCUUCGUUAUCAACUCUGGCGUUUGAAAAACAGCAGCAAGAAGAAUACCGCACCAAUUAUCUGGCGUUUCAAUACGGUGAGAAAUUGGCAAGAACACAUGGGACAGCUGUGGUGUCCUCGCCUCCGCCCUAUCGCGAAUCGCGUCAGUCGGAGUACGCAAUUGGUUACACUCACGAUUCCCAUCAAGAGCACGAGCGGCGUACCACCACAGAUAGCAACAUAGUGGGAACUCCCUGGAGAGGUGGAUUCUCCCACGGUGCAACGGACCAGACCCCAUCACGAGGAUGCGGUUUCAAUAUUCCAUCACGACACCACGUCAUUAAGGCCCCGCCCAUCUUCUUCCCGGACAGCACGAACACCAUCUCCGCCACGAAUAGUGAUAUUUUAGAUGGUCCAAUCGGUUUAGAUGAAAAUCAGGGUUUCGCGGGCCAGGAGCCAUCGCUUUUGUCCAGCAGGACGGCUUCGGGGUCCUUUUUGCGACCGAUCCGGGCACCAGCAGUUUCGGUAGGUGUUGAGCAGGAAUAUGAUGAUGAGGCGCUGUCUUUGCAAGUAGCGGUGGGUGGGACGAAGAACAUCAAUACGCACAUACAAUACCACAGGGUGAAGCCAUCAGAGACGGUGGAAAGCAUUGCCGCUUUGUAUGGUGUUCACCCAGACGUGUUGUAUAAGCUCAACCCUAUGGUGUUACUUGAGGGGGAUCUUGGGAUUGUUUUUUAUCGCAUGGCGCUUCCGCCAAGGAUGAUUUUGUGCGUUGCCGCAGCACCUCUCUAUGAGUCUGCGAGUUAG
Molecule: messenger RNA, 1287 nt
Organism: Trypanosoma grayi
Lineage: Eukaryota; Euglenozoa; Kinetoplastea; Trypanosomatida; Trypanosomatidae
Exons: 1
Coding region: 1-1287 (428 amino acids)
Source: RefSeq, a predicted model, not a curated record